Messenger RNA from Myzus persicae (green peach aphid), 988 nucleotides. RefSeq names its product GTP-binding protein SAR1b-like. Bases 242 to 820 code for a protein of 192 amino acids. Gene Ontology annotation, molecular function: GTPase activity; GTP binding. Gene Ontology annotation, cellular component: COPII vesicle coat; endoplasmic reticulum exit site. The transcript has 5 exons. Gene Ontology annotation, biological process: membrane organization; vesicle organization; endoplasmic reticulum to Golgi vesicle-mediated transport. NCBI's taxonomy places the organism in Eukaryota, Metazoa, Arthropoda, Insecta, Hemiptera, Aphididae. The record is from RefSeq and is a predicted model, not a curated record.
UUUAUAUAGGUCGUUAGGUAUCCAGUAUAUUGUAAUUAGUGGUACGUACUAUGUACUAUAAUAUUAUUUCUAUAUAUAUUACGCAGAUAUGAGUCUGUUGUCUGUGGCACUGUGGCAGUAAUCACUAAUCAGCAGCUAGCGAUCAUGCCUGUUUAUUUUAGUCAUGCCUGUUUGUCUAGUCAUGGUCGAACGUGAAAAUACCCACUGUGUAAACUAUUAUUAAAGAUAAUUUCUUCAAAAAAUGUUUCUUUGGGAUUGGGUUACCGGCGUCCUGGGAUAUUUAGGGUUAUGGAAAAAAUCAGGAAAAUUACUAUUCCUUGGUUUGGAUAAUGCUGGAAAAACUACUCUAUUACAUAUGUUGAAAGAUGAUCGUUUAGCACAACAUACUCCAACAUUGCAUCCAACAUCUGAAGAAUUAUCUGUUGGAAACAUUAAAUUCACAACAUUUGAUUUGGGUGGCCAUUCUCAAGCAAGAAAAGUAUGGAAAGAUUAUUUCCCUGCUGUGGAUGCAAUUGUAUUUUUGGUAGACGCCUGUGACAAAUCUAGAAUUAUGGAAAGUAAAAAUGAACUAGAUUCAUUAUUGCUCGAUGAAUCCUUAUCUAACAUUCCAGUACUUGUUCUUGGUAACAAAAUUGAUAGACAAGGUGCCUUGAAUGAGACAGAAUUAAGAACUUAUUUUGCAUUGAACCAAACAACUGGAAAAGCUAAAGUACCUAGAUCAGACCUUCCAGGUCGUCCUUUAGAAGUAUUCAUGUGUUCUGUAUUGAAACGUCAAGGUUACGGAGAAGGGUUCAGAUGGCUGGCACAAUAUAUUGAUUAAUAUCUGUAAUAUAUACAUAUUUUAAUUUUUAAAUUCAUUCUUUUUUUACUGUUCUCUCUACCAGAAAGGUAUACAAUUUAAUGUAACAUGGCUAAACUCCCAAUCAAAUAAUUUUGUAAAAAUAAAUUUCAGUUUUUAUGUUGAUAAUUUUACUGAAGUAAGAUUUCA